UAUUAUUAUGACUUUUCUAGACUGAGUGUUUUCAAUCUCCACGAAAGAAUCCGACUGAUAAUCAGAAAUGGCUAAGACAAUGGAAAGCCUGGGAGACAAACCUAGAUGGAACCUUGGAGGAAGGACCGCUCUUGUCACUGGUGGUACCAAAGGCCUCGGGGAAGCUGUGGUGAAGGAACUAGCCAUGUUGGGGGCCAGAAUCCAUACGUGUGCCAGAGACGAAACUCAGCUUCAAGAAAGCUUACAUGAAUGGCAAGCAAAGGGGUUUCAGGUCACCACUUCUGUUUGCGACGUUUCUUCUCCUGACCAACGAGAAAAACUCAUGGAAACCGUUUCAUCUGUCUUCCAAGGAAAACUCAACAUCUUUGUAAGCAAUGUGGGAACGGGUGUUGUGAAGCCGACCAUAGAGUGUACAUCAGAAGAAUUCUCGUUUAUCAUGGCUACAAAUCUGGAGUCAGCAUUUCAUCUAGCACAGCUCGCGCACCCGUUGUUGAAAGCCUCUGGUUCAGGGAACAUUGUGCUCAUGUCCUCCAUUGCUGGGAUUGUAAAUUUGAGUCGUACAUCCAUCUAUGGAGCAACCAAAGGAGCCCUGAAUCAGCUAGGGAGAAACUUGGCGUGCGAUGAUAACAUAAGGGUUAACUCCGUUUGUCCAUGGUUCAUCACAACUCCUGCAACUAAAGAUUUUCUCUGUGGUGAAGUAAAAGAAAAGGUGGAAAGUGUGACACCAAUGGGGCGUGUUGGAGAGGCAAAUGAAGUUUCAUCGCUUGUGGCAUUUCUAUGUCUUCCUGCUGCUUCUUAUAUUACUGGUCAAACCAUCUGCGUUGAUGGAGGUUUCACUAUCAACGGCUUCUCAUUCCCUUAAAUACAUAUAUGUAUAAUUGCCAAGUUGUAGGAUAAUGUUUACAUAUAUGAUUCUCCUCUGUUGCUCGUGUUUACAUUCAAAUAUUCAAUAUAUGUUUCAGAUUUUAGCGGAA
Brassica oleracea var. oleracea is the source of this 974-nucleotide messenger RNA. Its product is annotated as tropinone reductase homolog At2g29370-like. NCBI's taxonomy places the organism in Eukaryota, Viridiplantae, Streptophyta, Magnoliopsida, Brassicales, Brassicaceae. The record is from RefSeq and is a predicted model, not a curated record. Gene Ontology annotation, molecular function: oxidoreductase activity.